Molecule: messenger RNA, 1455 nt
Organism: Gracilinanus agilis (Agile Gracile Mouse Opossum)
Lineage: Eukaryota; Metazoa; Chordata; Mammalia; Didelphimorphia; Didelphidae
Product: YTH domain-containing protein 1-like
Exons: 1
Biological process (GO): regulation of alternative mRNA splicing, via spliceosome; mRNA splicing, via spliceosome
Cellular component (GO): nucleoplasm
Molecular function (GO): N6-methyladenosine-containing RNA reader activity; mRNA binding
Source: RefSeq, a predicted model, not a curated record
CCCAGCAAGUUGGUUUUUUUUGGUCUUUGUUUUUUUUUUUUUUUGUCUUGAUCUGGAGAGAUGGAGGUCUCCAAGUGGGAGGACGAGGAUGGAGAUUUUCCUGCUUUGGACAGUAUUUUAAGUGAAGAUCAUGAUCAGGACGAAUUCUACCGGGAAUUGUACGACCCUGAAUUUGAAGAAGGGGAAAAUGAGGGAAAGGAUUCAAAAGGACAAGGGGACCAAACGGAAAGUGCUGAAAGCCAGAGUCAAAUAUCUUCUGAACAUUCAAGACAAUUGACUUCCAAGCUACCCCAGUUCCCUCUUCGCUGGGAGCCACGUGAAAGUGAAGGUGAAAAGACUUCAGUCAGGGAAAGGGAUCCACGAAGCAGGACCGAGUCUUCCGCAGCAGAAGGUUCCCCGAGAAUCAGGCAGGGCAGCAGAUGCAACCUUUCUUCCACAGAGGAAGCAAGCUCUGAAGAAUAUGACCCUGAGACAGGCAGCGGGGACUCUACGGAAGAGCACGAGGAGCAGGGAGACUGCGGAAGGACGGAGGCGGAAGGAAUGGAAGGAGAGGAAGAGUGGCAUGCUGAAGGAAUGGAAGGAGAGGAAGGGUGGCAUGCUGAAGGAAUGGAAGGAGAGGAGGAGUGGCACGCUGAAGGAAAAGAAGAAGACCACAGAGGGGAGGAAGAUGAGCAAGAGGAGAGAGAGCAGGCAGAGAGAAGCAACUCUGAUACCGAAGGAGGUGCAGCCAGCCACUCUUCUUCGGAGACUGCACUUUUCACAGAAGGGCCAGUCACAUCUGGUUCUGCCACAGAUGGGUCGGAUGUGAAAAACCAGGGGAGGAGCAGAGCCAGAGGCAUCGCUUCAAUUGUUCUUCGUAGAAGCCCAAGUUGUGUGCCAGAAGCAUUGGCACGUUCGGAAAAGCAGCGCAAAAGAAAAUCAUCAUCUUCUGUUGAUGCGCUUGAAAAGGAGCAAACCAGGAGCCUGAAAUAUAUUCUCCGGGACGCAAGAUUCUUCCUCAUGAGGAGUAGCAGCCACGAAAACAUCUCUCUUGCCAAAGCCAGGGCUAUAUGGUCAGCAGCUCCAGCCACGGAAAGACAAUUGAAUGCUGCCUUCAGAUCUGUAAGAAAUGUCAUCUUGAUAUUUUCUGUGAGUGGAAGCAGAGCAUUUCAAGGCUUCGCGAGACUCUCUUCGGAAUCUCGCCACGGAGGAUCGCCCAUACACUGGGUUCCGCCUGAAGGAAUGAGUCCCAGAAGGCUGGCAGGGGUCUUUCAAAUUGACUGGCUUUGCAGGCAUGAAUUGCCCUUCAGCAGGUCUUUUCACCUUACCAAUGCUUUGAAUGAACACAAGCCGGUUAGAAUUGGACGUGAUGGACAGGAAGUGGACCUGGAAUGCGGGACCCAGCUCUGUCUUCUCUUUCCCCGGGAUGAGAGGGUUGACUUGUUUCCGGUCAUGGAGAAAAUGCAUCGCAAGAGA